AUGCCGCUCUGUCACUCUUCAGAUCUUAUCAAACUGCCCAAUAUAUGCCAGCAUGGAAAAUGGACAUUAGAUAAUGCUGAUGACAAUGAGUCCACUGCCGCCACCAACAAUGACGACUAUGGUGUUGGUGAUGAUGAAGUACUUCUCUUAAAUAUUACAUACUAUGUCAAGGAAGAAGGCAGACCUCACACCUAUAUAGGAGACAUUGCUGUUGACUCCAACUUAUCACACCCUCUCACACAUCAACAACACACUCUCAUUACAUUUACACAACUACAAAGGACAGUCGAGAGUGGUUCUCACUUAUUUAAUGUCACCAACUCAGGAAAACUAUACACUACUCAAACACUGGAUGCUGAGUCUCUGUGUACAUACAACAAGGAAUGUUCCAAAAUUGUCAAAGUAGCAGUGAGGAAAGAAGAAACUUUUAUGAAGAUUCUAAGGAUAAAAAUAUUAAUAGAAGACAUCAAUGACCACUCACCAGAAUUCCCAAAGAAUGAAGUUCAAAUUGAAUUUCUUGAGAGUCACCUUCAAGGUACUAAAAUCUCACUUUUAAAUGCCAUUGAUCAAGAUAUUUCAAUACAGAAUUCACAAAUAACAUAUAUGAUUAAGAAAAGUAAAAGAGAACCAUUUUCUCUCUCAGUUGAAAAGCGAUAUGAUGGUGUUUUCAUACCAGCUCUAGUUUUAGGAGACAAAUUAGACAGGGAACUCAAAGAUUCAUAUAUGUUGACUCUGGAAGCUAAAGAUGGAGGAAACCCUCCCAAAACAGCUAUACUCAAGGUACACAUAUCUGUGACAGAUGUCAAUGAUAAUGUACCUGUAUUUUCACAGAAACUUUACAACAUCUCUAUAAGUAAUUCACAUCAAAGACAUUUGCCAAUUUUUACUUUAAAGGCCACAGAUAAAGAUUCUGGAGACAAUGGAAAGAUUUCUUACCAUUUCAACCACAAAACCUCUCGAAAUAUCCAGAAAUAUUUUGUAUUAAAUAAGAAGACUGGAGAUCUGUUUUUACAUGACAGCUUUCAAUUUAGUAAAAAGCAAUCAUAUAAAUUAUUUAUUGAAGCACAGGAUGAAGGAAAUCCACAUUUAAGUUCUGUAACCAAAGUCCAGAUUCACAUUAUUAAUAACCAGAAUAAUGCUCCAUUGAUAAAUAUAGAUUUUGUAUCUCCUUUAUCAGAGAGCUCAGCAGCAGUUUCAGAAGCAAGUAAAAUUGGUAGUUUUAUAGCUUAUGUUAUGGUCACUGACACCGAUAAUGGACCUAAUGGUGAGGUUAUCUGUGAUUUAAAACAUGAUAAGUUUAAACUUGCCAAAAUAGAUUCUAAAGAAUAUAAAAUGAUUGUUAAGGGUCAUCUUGACAGAGAAAUAAGGGACCACUAUAAAGUAUCUAUUGUGUGUCAUGACAUGGGGUCACCUCAACUAGAAAGUAAAAAAUAUUUCUCUGUCAAAGUAACUGAUGUCAAUGAUGUAGAACCACAUUUUACCAAAGAGGCAUUCCAAUUCCUCACCUAUGAAAACCAGAAAGUUGACUUCCCUAUUGGCUUCAUCAAUGCUACUGACCCUGAUCUUGGAGAUGGAGGCCAACUUACAUAUUCUAUCAUCAAUGAUAACAACAAUGAUAACAUUCCUUUCCAACUGACAAAAUAUGGAUUCAUUUCUACAUCACAACCAAUAGAUCGAGAAAUGAAAGACAUCUAUAAGUUCAAGGUUUUAGUGAAAGAUAAUGGAACACCUUCUCUCAAUGACACUGCCAAUAUUGUUAUUGAGAUUCUAGAUAAAAAUGAUAAUGCUCCGUAUUUUACGUUUCCUAAUAAUGACCCUUACAAUCUCGAUGUCCACUACCAUCCACACAGUAAGAAGGACAUCACAAUUCUGAGAGCAUCUGACAAAGACACUGGAAACAAUGCUUUCCUCACAUAUGGAAUACUGAGAUCCAAUGAUAAAAACCUGUUUACAUUCAAUCAGCAACAACUGCUAUCAUACUAA
Messenger RNA from Octopus sinensis (East Asian common octopus), 1983 nucleotides. Its product is annotated as protocadherin-18-like. Gene Ontology annotation, molecular function: calcium ion binding. Bases 1 to 1983 code for a protein of 660 amino acids. Gene Ontology annotation, cellular component: plasma membrane. NCBI's taxonomy places the organism in Eukaryota, Metazoa, Mollusca, Cephalopoda, Octopoda, Octopodidae. The record is from RefSeq and is a predicted model, not a curated record. Gene Ontology annotation, biological process: homophilic cell-cell adhesion. The transcript has 3 exons.